This is a messenger RNA of Hypomesus transpacificus, 1905 nucleotides long. Its product is annotated as bile salt-activated lipase-like. The record is from RefSeq and is a predicted model, not a curated record. Lineage: Eukaryota; Metazoa; Chordata; Actinopteri; Osmeriformes; Osmeridae. Gene Ontology annotation, cellular component: cell surface; postsynaptic specialization membrane; synapse. The coding region runs from base 20 to 1690 and encodes 556 amino acids. Gene Ontology annotation, biological process: synaptic vesicle endocytosis; neuron cell-cell adhesion; chemical synaptic transmission. Gene Ontology annotation, molecular function: neurexin family protein binding; signaling receptor activity; triacylglycerol lipase activity. The transcript is spliced from 11 exons.
AAGUUUCUGGGUGGUCGUCAUGGACACUUAUGGGAUUUUGGUUACUGUUGCUCUGUUCCUCGGGACCGCCUCAGCGGCCUCGCUGGGCGUGGUGUACACAGAGGGAGGUAUGGUGAAGGGGAAAAGCCUUGACGUCGGACUGUUUCGCUGGGUGGACGAGUUCAGAGGAAUUCCCUUUGCCGAUCAACCUGGGAGAUUUGAGAAGCCCAAACGUCACUCUGGCUGGGAUGGCAUUCUCAAGGCAACUAAGUUCAUGCCCAGGUGUCUCCAGGUGAAUCUUCUGCAAACUGAAACCCGUGGCAGUGAGAAUUGUCUCUACCUGAACAUAUGGGUUCCUCAUGGACGUUCAGUGUCUACUGAUCUGCCAGUCAUGGUGUGGAUCUAUGGAGGUGCCUUCCUGGUUGGUGGAUCCAUGGGUGCUAAUUUCCUGGACAACUACCUGUAUGACGGAAAGGAGAUUGCAGACAGGGGCAACGUUAUCGUGGUGACUGUGGCCUACCGAGUGGGAACUCUCGGGUUCCUCAGCUCUGGAGACGCCAGCGGACCUGGGAACUAUGGGCUGUGGGACCAGCAUGCUGCCAUUUCUUGGGUGCACAGGAACAUCCGUAGCUUUGGAGGAGACCCUGACAACAUCACCCUCUUUGGAGAAUCUGCUGGUGGAGCUAGUGUCAGCUUCCAGAUGUUGACUCCACACAACAAGGGUCUGUUCAAAAGGGUCAUCAGCCAGAGUGGAGUUGCCGUCUGUCCCUGGGCCGUCAACAGGAACCCUCGUGCUCUGGCAGCUGAGAUUGCUACGAAGGUGAACUGCCCAACUGAUGACACGAUGAUGGCUUGCCUGAAAAUGACUGACCCUGCCACCCUUACCCUUGCAGGCUCCUUAGGCUUGAAAGGAUCUGCCUCUGCACCCAUUGUACAAAAUCUGGCCCUCGCAGGAGUGAUAGACGGAGACUUCCUCCCUGAUGAUCCAGCCAACCUGUUCCACAAUGCUGCUGAUAUUGACUACAUUGGUGGGGUCAACGACAUGGAUGGUCACCUCUUUGCUGGCAUGGACAUCGGCUCCAUCAACCAGCCCCUGCAGGACACCCCGGUGGAGGAUGUGAAGACCCUCCUGGGUGCCCUCACCAAGGAGAAGGGGCAUGCUGCUGUGGACAGUGCUUUCAACCUGUACAGCAUGAACUGGGGCAACAAGCCCAGCAAGGAGUCGAUCAAGAGGGCUGUGGUGGAAAUUGAGUCAGACUACAUCUUUGUGGUGCCUACCCAGGUGGCUCUCUACCUGCACGCCUCCAAUGCCAAGACUGCUCGCACCUACUCCUACAUGCUGUCAGAGCCCAGCCGUAUGGCUGGCCUGGGCAAACCUUACCCAAGCUGGAUGGGGGCAGACCACGCCGAUGACCUGCAGUACGUGUUCGGCAAGCCCUUCACUACGCCUCUCGGAUAUUGGCCCAGAUACCGUGACCUAUCCAGAUACAUGAUCGCCUACUGGACUAACUUCGCCCAGACCGGAAACCCCAACAAGGGGGAGUCCAAGGUUCCAGUGACCUGGCCAUCUUUCACCAGCGCUGGGCACCAAUAUCUGGAGAUCCACUCUAAGAUGAAUAGAAACUACGUGAAGCAGAAGUUGAGGAUGCGCCAUGUCCACUGGUGGUCCAGCAUUUACCCCCGCCUGCCCACAGUCCAGACCUCAGAGUAGAUCACAGAGUGCAGAGGUCAUCCUCAAUACCCAACAGACGAAACAUCAAGAUGUUUAAAAAGCUACCCACUUUGGUUGUUAUAUUUGUGCCGUCAUCUUUUGAAGCUAUUUGUAUUUGCCAAUCCAUAGCAUAAAGAUCAACUAUGAUGUAACUAACACAACAUACAAAAUAAAUAGUUGUAUUAAUGUGAAUGUCAAUUUUUCUGACUUUUUCC